Funneliformis caledonium is the source of this 1086-nucleotide messenger RNA. NCBI's taxonomy places the organism in Eukaryota, Fungi, Glomeromycota, Glomeromycetes, Glomerales, Glomeraceae. The record is from the annotation of a GenBank genome assembly.
AUGUCAAGGAAUUAUUUAAUAUUUAAUAUAAUAUGGUUAAUAAUUCAAAGAUUAAUUGAAGUAAAUUGCGAAAUAAAACCACAACGACGAAUUCAUCAUUCUGCUACAUACAUUAAUAAUAAACUAUACAUUUUAGGUGGACAAGAUAUAGAUGAAACUGACGUUGAUGGCGUAGAUAAUAAGACAUUAAUUUUAUACGGAGGAAGAAGUUUUCAAACUAAUGUAAAUAUGAACUUAGUUUAUAUGUUUGAUACGGAAAGUGAAUCAUGGAAAACAACAGCAGAAAAUUAUACCCAUAAGAGAAGUUUAUCGGGCUUAAUAAAUUCUAACGGGAAAAUGUAUUUAUUUGGUGGACGGUUUGAUUAUGGUAGAAUUGUGAAUGAUAUACUUAUUUUUGAUACAGUAAACACAAGUUGGAGAAAUGUAACCGAUUCAUCGGCACCUGCACCAAGGAUUAAUUAUGGUGCCGUCCUCUUACCUAAUCAAACUAUUAUCUAUUUAGGUGGCAUGAAUGCCAAUAAUGGUUCUUACUCAUUAAGAGAAGUCUAUUUAUAUGAUACUAAUAAUGAUCAUUGGGAUGUUAAGUUGUCUACAGGGUCAAUACCUUCAAAUAGGCAUGGAUUUUCUGCUGUACUUGGAUUGAAUGGUCAACAAAUCAUAAUAUUUGGAGGAAGAAAUGAAAAAUUAAAUGAAUUUGACCCGUCAAACUCACUUUAUACUUUAAAUAUAAACAGUUUACAAUGGAAUAUUCCAAAUGUUUCUGGGAAAAUUCCAAAAUCUCGUCAUAAUCAUAAAGCUAAUGUGUUCAGAAAGUAUAUGGUCAUUUCAUUCGGAACCAAUUAUGAUCAAAAGGAUGAAAGCGAUAUAUUACUUCUUGAUAUUAAUGAUAAUAAUAAAUUUAAGUGGACUUCACUAAAACAUAACAACAAUAAACUCGAAAUACUCUUAAUUAUAGGAAGUAUAAUUGUUAUAAUUGUUACUGUGGCAUCUAUAGGAAUUUACAAAUAUAAAAAAAGGAAAGAAACCCAAUAUGAAAUAGAUGUAGAUCGAGUGCCUUUAGAUGAUCUAAGUUUCUUGGGUAAUUAA